CUCGGAACCCGUCCGUAAGGCGCACAAAGCAGCCAGUCCCUUCCUAGUGCUUAUUAAGUGAUUAGGCAUUUAUUGUCAUCUUAGCUCUAGAAGAACUUGGAUUCCAGUUUAUUUUCGUUGCAGUUAUUUCGUGUGCGUUUUCGUUUAAGCUAUUCGUUCGUUCAGUUAUUCGUUAGCUAUUCGUUCUUUCAGUUAUUCGUCAGUUAUUCGUUCUAGCGACUACACCAUGGCUAAGGAAACACGAUUCUACCCAUACACCAGCAACGGCGGUGCCACGCUCGGCAUCUCAGGCCCCGGCUUCGCCAUCCUGGCCGGCGACACCCGCUCAACAGCGGGCUACAACAUCAACACACGGCACGAGCCCAAGGUCUUCACAAUCCAAGACGCCGGGCGGUCAUCCAUCGUGAUCUCCGUGAUCGGCUUCGCCGCGGACGGGCACGCCCUCAAGGAGAAACUCGACCACGUCGUCGCCAUGUACAAGUACCAGCACGGGCGGGGGAUCAGUCUACGGGCGUGCGCGCAGCGCGUCUCUACCCUCCUCUACGAAAAGCGCUUCUUCCCCUACCAGCUGCAGACGAUGGUUGCGGGACUGGAUGCGGAUGGCGAGGGGGCGGUUUACUACUAUGACCCGGCGGGGUGUAUUGAGAAGCGCACGCACUGUUCGGCGGGGGAGGCGAGUAGUCUCAUGCUGCCGUUCUUGGAUAGCCAGGUGCCCAGGCUGGGGAGGCUGGAUCGGCAGACGGCGGAGCAGCUGGUGCGAGAUGCUUACCAGGGGGCGACGGAGAGGCAUAUCGAGGUUGGGGAUCAUUUGCAGAUGCUGGUGGUGACGGCAGACGGGGUAGCCGAGCAGAUCGUCGAUUUGAAGAAGGAUUAGCCAGUCGUAGUUUAUUUUACAGCAUUGAUUUGCGUGGUUUUUUCUUUUACAAGUAACGAGAGUUGUGGUGUUAGAGCUGUCAGUGCUGUCUGUCAAUUCU
Aspergillus versicolor CBS 583.65 is the source of this 974-nucleotide messenger RNA. RefSeq lists its product as uncharacterized. Lineage: Eukaryota; Fungi; Ascomycota; Eurotiomycetes; Eurotiales; Aspergillaceae. The record is from RefSeq and is a predicted model, not a curated record. The coding region runs from base 227 to 874 and encodes 215 amino acids. Gene Ontology annotation, cellular component: proteasome core complex. The transcript has 2 exons.